Panicum virgatum (switchgrass) is the source of this 1110-nucleotide messenger RNA. Its product is annotated as ras-related protein RABC2a-like. The record is from RefSeq and is a predicted model, not a curated record. Gene Ontology annotation, molecular function: GTPase activity; GTP binding. Bases 198 to 848 code for a protein of 216 amino acids. Lineage: Eukaryota; Viridiplantae; Streptophyta; Magnoliopsida; Poales; Poaceae. The transcript is spliced from 6 exons.
CCAACGUCUCUCCCCCGGUCAAAGCCAGCACGACAACACACGAGUCCGCCCAGCUUGCCCCCCUCGCUCGCUUCUCUCCCUGCCCGCUGCCGGCCCGGGCCUCCAUCCCCCCGCCACGCCUCCCGCGUGCCGGCCCCGGCCCCGCAUUCCUCCCCGCGCCGCUCCGCCGCCGAAUCGGGCGGAAUCCGAGAGGGGGGAUGGGGUCGCCGGGGGCGGGGAGCAGCGGCGGCGGCCACGAGUGCUCCUUCAAGAUCCUCCUCAUCGGGGACUCGGGCGUCGGCAAGAGCAGCCUCCUCGUCAGCUUCGUCGCCGCCUCCCACCUCGACGACGACAUCGCGCCGACCAUCGGAGUGGAUUUUAAAAUCAAAUUCCUUACAGUUGGUGGAAAGAAACUAAAGUUGACAAUAUGGGAUACUGCUGGCCAAGAGAGGUUUAGGACAAUCACUAGUUCUUACUACAGAGGUGCUCAGGGAAUUAUUCUAGUAUAUGAUGUUACAAAGCGUGAGAGUUUCUCAAAUUUGGCUGAUGUGUGGACUAAGGAAAUUGAAGCAAACUCAACAAACAAAGACUGCAUAAAAAUGCUUGUUGGAAACAAAGUUGACAAGGAUGAUGAAAGAAUGGUCACAAGAGAAGAAGGCCUUGCCUUUGCAGAAGAAUCUGGGUGUCUAUUUCUCGAGAGCAGUGCAAAAACACGAGAAAAUGUUGAGAAAUGUUUUGAAGAACUUGCAUUAAAGAUUCUCGAGGUCCCAAGUCUCCUGGAGGAAGGGUCUUCUUCGGUUGUCAAGAGGAACAUCCUCAAACAGAAGCAGGAAAAUCAUGCAAAGCACGGUGGUGGAUGCUGUCAAUAAAUGAGCCAAUCCCCUCGGCACGUUUGGUCGUCUUCGUGUGAGCUGCCCUUAUGUUCUGCUGUAAAUGAUUUGUAUCUACAUGGUCUAUGAGUAAAAAGGGGGUUACAUAAUCAGCUUGGGGGUUUUUUGGUUAGUGAUUACAAUUGAUUUGUACAAAGGAGAUGUGGCCUCUUUUCGGUGUUAUUCAAUUUUUUUUCGAUCCAGUUUGGUGUAGCAGUUUUGUUGUUGCCCUUGAGAUGGAAUCAGCUAUCUUUUUUCUCCA